Sesamum indicum (sesame) is the source of this 3270-nucleotide messenger RNA. RefSeq names its product tetratricopeptide repeat (TPR)-containing protein. Gene Ontology annotation, molecular function: protein binding. NCBI's taxonomy places the organism in Eukaryota, Viridiplantae, Streptophyta, Magnoliopsida, Lamiales, Pedaliaceae. Gene Ontology annotation, cellular component: transcription factor TFIIIC complex. Gene Ontology annotation, biological process: transcription by RNA polymerase III. The record is from RefSeq and is a predicted model, not a curated record.
UUUACGUAAUUAAACAGCCUUUCUCCAGUUUCUUAUCGUAGGAAUUUGGAUGGAGGAAUGAUUAAAAAUCCAGGACUUUUUGCAAAAUUAAUUGAAAUUUGUCGCAUAAUUUGAAUCUUUCCACACACAACUUCGUCCUUCUUCACCGAAAUAGACUUCCCGCGUCCGGUCUCCCGCCGUCGGCCGCCUGUGUCCCUCCGGUUCUCUUCCCCGCCGCCUCCUUCAGCUGUCAGCCGACAGCCGCAAGCAUUUCUGCUGGCCAGUCGUGUCCUGCCACCAGUUGCGUGAGUAAAGAUUGUAUAAUUUGUAUCUGGUAGUGAGUCAGUGACGUUAGCAAUAAUGGGCGAACAUGGGGGUGCAACUCCCACACCGGAUGCCAACCCUAGUAAUAACUAUGUAAUUCCUGGAGCGACGGUGGAAUUUGAUGCAGUUGAACAUCCUCAGGAAUUAGAACUUGAAUCAGAACUGAAUUUGGGAGAGGGUGAAAAGCAUGAAGAAGAUGGAGAUAAUAGUGAGGUCUCUGAAGAAGGAGACACAGACGGAGAAGAAGCAGAAUAUAGAUUCCAAUUCCAAGGGGAAAUGGACCCUUUAUCAUUUGCAGAGGAAGAAGAUGCCUCUGGGCUGCUGCCUUACGAGCGAUUCGAGCGGAUAGAGCAGCAUUAUGAGGUCUUGGCUUCCAAGAAGCGCCCUGCUCUUGAGGCCUGUACGAGUGAACUGCCCACUAAGAAGUUAAGGCAGGAGGAGAUGCUUGGAGCAAGCUUUGAAGAAAUAAUGGAGAUCAUGAACUAUGGGAUGAGGAAAAAGUCGAGGAAGAGCAAGCAAAGAGGGAGGAGAAAGGGAUCAAAGAAAAAGGCUAAUCCUGAAGUGACUCGAAAACUUGGUGAUGCGACACUUCAUUAUGCACAUGGUCGGUUUGAGGAGGCCAUCGGUUUGUUGAAUGAAGUAAUUCUCCUUGCUCCAAACCUGUCUGAUCCAUAUCAUACACUUGCACUAAUUUAUACGGCGAUGAAUGAAGAGAAGAGAGCCUUGAAUUUCUACAUGAUUGCUGCACAUUUGACUCCAAAGGACGCCUCUUUGUGGAAACUUCUAGUAACCCGAUCAAUAGAGCAAGGGGACAAAAGGCAGGCAAACUACUGUCUUAAUAAAGCAAUAAUAGCAGAUCCAGAAGAUAUUGGUCUUCGGUUUCAUCGUGCUUCUCUCUACAUUGAGCUCGGAGAGUAUAAAAAAGCUGCUGAUUCUUAUGAGCAAAUCUCCCGUCUCCGUCCAGAUAAUGUUGAAGUGCUGAGUAAAGCUACACAGCUUUAUAGAAAAUGUGGGCAACAUGAGAGAGCUGUCUGUAUGCUGGAGGACAAUCUCAGGAAUCAUGUAAAUGAUGCUAAUUUAAGUGUGGUUGAUCUCUUAGCCUCUAUACUGAUGGAAAUCAAUGCAUAUGCCAAAGCUCUUGAUCAUAUAGAGCACGCACAGCAGGUCUACUCUACUGGACAAGAGAUUCCGCUGUGUUUAACUAUAAAAGCUGGAGUAUGUCAUGUACAUCUUGGACAUCUGGAGAAAGCAGAGGCUCACUUCAAUGCUUUAAAACCAGAGAAUGCAUCUAAUCAUCCUGACUUAGUCAUUGAUGUUGCGGACUCAUUGGUGAAUGUUGGGCAGUAUGAAUCCGCAUUAAAAUACUACGUGAUGUUAGAGGAAGAUGCAAAUAAGUACAAUGGCUAUCUACACUUGAAAAUUGCAAGGUGUUAUGCUUCUCUGACGAAAAGAGCACAAGCUAUUGAAUAUUAUUACAAAGCUGUGGAAAAACUUAAUGACAGUGUUGAUGCUCGGUUAACAUUAUCGUCUCUUCUUCUUGAAGAAGAUAGAGAUGAUGAAGCCAUUUCCAUGCUAUCUCCUCCACUAGCAUCUGAGGCAGCUCUUGAUACAGAAUCCGAUAUGUCUAAAUUAUGGUGGCGUAAUGGGAAAAUAAAGUUAAAGCUUUCCCAAAUUUAUAAAGCCAAAGGAUCAUUUGAGGCUUAUGCAGAUGUAUUGUUUCCCAUAAUUCAUGAGACAUUAUUUAUCGAGACAGUCCAGCAAAAGGUUAAAGCCCGUAAACGGCUGUCUAGAGGUGUUCUUUCAGAAAGGGUGAAAGUGCUGGACGAUCAUCAAACUGACAAUGUAUUUCAUGGAUUUAGGCCUGUCGCUUCAUCUGCUGAUCUGUCUAAAGCUUCCAGAGCAAAGAGGUUGCUCCAGAAGAAGGCUGCAGUGAGGGAAGCAAAAAGAGCGGCAGCACUGGCUGCUGGAAUUGAUUGGAAGAGUGAUGAUUCAGAUGAUGAAUCUCCACAAGUCUUCCGCGAGCCUCCUUUGCCGGAUCUUCUAAAAGAAGAGGGAAAUCAUGACAUGAUAGUAGAUUUAUGCAAGUCAUUAUCCUCAUUGCGGAGGUAUUGGGAUGCGUUAGAAAUCAUCAAUCUCAGCCUGAAGCUAGAAUGCAACACAUUGUCUGUUCAGAGGAAGGAGGAGCUUCGUACUCUUGGAGCUCAAAUAGCAUAUAAUAUUUCUGAUCCUGCACAUGGGUGGGAUUGCGUGCGCUACAUUGUUAGUCGGCAUCCCUACAGCUUUUCUGCCUGGAAUUGCUACUACAAAGGAAUAUUGAGAAACAAUCGAAUCGCGAAGCACAACAAGUUCCUUCAUAACAUGAGAGUGAAGCACAAAGAUUCUGUACCACCAAUCCUCAUUUCUGCACAUCAGUUUACCAUGAUUAGUCAGCAUCAAGCAGCUGCUCGGGAAUAUUUAGAAGCCCAUAAACUGAUGCCUGACAAUCCCUUCAUAAACCUUUGUGCCGGAACCGCCUUGAUAAACUUAGCGCUUGGCCACAGACUUCAAAACAAGCACCAGACUCUAUUACAAGGGCUUGCUUUCCUCUAUAACAACUCCCGACUUUGCGGAGACAGCCAGGAGGCAUUAUAUAACAUUGCUCGGGCAUACCAUCAUGUCGGUCUGGUUUCUUUGGCUGCUACGUACUACGAAAAGGUAUUGGCGAUUCGCGAGAAGGAUUAUCCGAUCCCGGUACUCCCAAAUGAGAAUCAGGAUCAUGUGGAUGAUAAGAAGCCGGGCUACUGUGAUCUUCGUCGAGAAGCAGCUUACAAUCUGCACUUAAUCUAUAAGAAGAGUGGGGCACUUGAUCUUGCCAGGCAGGUCUUGAAAGAUCAUGUUGUCUUGUGAUACAUUCAAAUAUGUAUAUUCAUCUCCUGCGGAUGCACAUGUAUAGAAUUCUGUUAAUCCCAACCCUUCUUUAUAUUCUAA